AUGUCGCAUACAGGUACUUUUAGGGGCACGCCCAAUAAGACUAUCGGGAGAGGAAGGCUGCCCGACUUCGAGACCUCGAGUGCCUCCCACAUCCCCCGGCCCCGUCCAGAACGUCCAGAAUCAUCCGCCGCCUCCACAACCCAUACCCCGUCCAGCGAAGUCGGAAGUGGCACCAUGAGCGCAGCCAGCAGCAGACAACGACAGAACCAGUCGAAGCGUGAUGAGGCCAUCCGCCGAAAGAUGGAGGCCGACCUCAACAAGAAGAGGCACAACCCGACCAAGGCAAGAAAUUCCCGCAAGGCCCCGCCGGGUACUGUGCUCGCCCUGAAGCCCAGCCAGGCACUUCAGAUCAAGCCCACGCUCAGCAUUGCGGAAGCCGCCCAGCUGAUGGCUGCGAAGCGUGAGGAUUGCGUGUUGGUUACCGACGAUGAUGAGCGAAUUGCCGGUAUCUUCACUGCGAAGGACUUGGCCUUCCGAGUGGUUGGCAUGGGCCAGAAGGCGCGAGAUGUGACCGUCGCGGAGAUUAUGACCAAGAACCCCCUGUGUGCGCGAACAGACACAAGCGCUACCGACGCUCUCGACCUGAUGGUCCGCAAAGGCUUCAGACACUUGCCGGUCAUGGACGAAAACCAGGACAUCUCCGGUAUUUUGGAUAUCACCAAGUGCUUCUACGAUGCGAUGGAGAAGCUGGAGCGUGCCUAUAGCUCGUCGCGGAAGCUGUACGAUGCAUUGGAGGGUGUCCAGACCGAGCUGGGCUCGAGCCAGCCCCAGCAGGUUAUUCAAUACGUCGAGGCGCUUCGACAGAAGAUGUCCGGCCCGACCCUAGAGACUGUCCUGGACGGCAUGCCCCCGGUGACUGUCUCCGUGCGAACCUCAGUCAAGGACGCCGCGGCAUUGAUGAAGGAGCACCACACCACUGCCUUGCUUGUUCAGGACCAAGGCUCUAUCACCGGUAUCUUUACUAGCAAGGAUAUUGUUCUUCGUGUUAUUGCCCCCGGCCUUGACCCUGCAACCUGCAGCGUGGUCCGCGUCAUGACCCCCCAUCCCGAUUUCGCUCCCUCUGAUAUGAGCAUUCAGGCAGCGCUCCGCAAGAUGCACGAUGGCCACUAUCUUAACCUGCCCGUCAUGAACGAGGGCGGGGAGAUUGUCGGCAUGGUGGAUGUGUUGAAGCUCACUUACGCUACCCUUGAACAGAUCAACACCAUGUCGACUCAGGACGACGAGGGUCCCGCCUGGAACAAGUUCUGGCUGUCAAUGGAUCACGAGUCCGACUCAAUGGUCUCUGGUAGCCAGCAGCCUCACACGCCACACCGCUCUGUUAUGAGCCCUGAUCUGACCCGAUCACAAUUCGACAACAGCGUUCUCCCGAACGAGUCCGCAUCCCACCACGGUGGUGAAGAGCAUUCCGAGGUGGCUUCCCAGCACCACCAGCACCACAAUACCGACAACGCUCCGUUCCCCUUCAAGUUCAAGGCCCCGAGCGGUCGGGUGCACCGCGUGAAUGUUCUGGCUACCUCCGGCGUUGCCGACCUCGUCACGCAGGUCACUGCCAAACUUGGUUCUGAAAUCGAGGCUGUUGGUGGCGAGGCCGUAGUCGAGGAGGGCCGACUCAGCAACACCGGAUAUGCUCUGAGCUACAUGGACAACGAGGGCGACACUGUCUCCAUCACCACUGACCAGGACAUGCUGGAUGCCAUUGAGCUCUCCCGCCGGACACACCGUGAAAAGGUCGAUCUCUUUGUCCACGAUCCCACCCAGCCUCCUAUCCCGACCAUCGUUGAACCGCAGCCGGCCAAACCCGCGACUCCCAUCAUUGAGGAGCAUAGCAGCGCUGGUGGAGAUGUGCCGUCGGAAGAGCCUUUGCUCAGCAAGCCCCAGCAGGCCUUCCCCUCGACCCACGGCCCCGAGGAGCAGUUCAUCACUGGCGUCCCCAACGAUCUCCUUCUCCCUGGCGCGAUUGUCACACUGGCCGCGGUCAUCGCUGGUGUAUUCAUCCUGAGCCGUCCUACCGGCCGUUAA
This is a messenger RNA of Penicillium canariense, 2019 nucleotides long. Its product is annotated as CBS and PB1 domain protein. The coding region runs from base 1 to 2019 and encodes 672 amino acids. Lineage: Eukaryota; Fungi; Ascomycota; Eurotiomycetes; Eurotiales; Aspergillaceae. Gene Ontology annotation, molecular function: protein binding. The transcript is spliced from 4 exons. The record is from RefSeq and is a predicted model, not a curated record.